Molecule: messenger RNA, 210 nt
Organism: Soboliphyme baturini
Lineage: Eukaryota; Metazoa; Nematoda; Enoplea; Dioctophymatida; Soboliphymatidae
Source: the annotation of a GenBank genome assembly
AUGGCAUUGACUUUAUCGAAAAUUAUACCGGCUCCGUCGUUGCCCGGGUUACCAAAGGCCGCGCAGGCUGUUGGAGGGUAUGAGGUAAGCGAUCAGAACCUGCUCACCGCCCUAUGCCAGUCGGAGCGAAGCAGCAUAACAACUGCAGAAGAAGAUCGACGCAACGACGUCGAAGAUACCAGUCAGCAACAGAGUCGCUAUCCGUUCUGA